This is a messenger RNA of Aureobasidium subglaciale EXF-2481, 946 nucleotides long. RefSeq lists its product as uncharacterized. Bases 200 to 709 code for a protein of 169 amino acids. The record is from RefSeq and is a predicted model, not a curated record. NCBI's taxonomy places the organism in Eukaryota, Fungi, Ascomycota, Dothideomycetes, Dothideales, Saccotheciaceae. The transcript is spliced from 2 exons.
GUAUCCCACCGGAGCAAAUAGACAUCAUCAGAGCCAUCGUCGACAAGUGGCACAAGAAGCCCUUACAAAUAGCCAGCGACAUUGUGUCAGCAUUAGUGGUGAUCACACCCACAUCCCUCUAAUCGUACGAAACGGCGAGAAGCAAGAAGUAGUCGUCUGGGCGAAAUGUGACACUGGAGCAUGCGCAAACUUCAUCACCAUGGACCUCGUUCGCAAACUCAAACUCGAAUACAGUCUCCAAAAAAUUGACGAGUAUGAAGCUGCCAGAAACCUCGAGUCCAGCCCUCGCGAUCAUCUAGGUGUCGGUUUGAUCAAGAAAGUAUGCAGUUUCGAAGAUCGAGAAGUCAGCAUAAACUACAUCCUACCUAUCACGUUUCAGACGGGCAAAUUCAGGAAAGAGCACGAGAAGGUGGAGUUUGAAGUAUUGGAGAUUGGUGAUGGGGUCACCAGUCCUGCUGCGAAUGAAAAGACGGAUUUGUUCUUGGGUGCGAGUUGGUUGUUCAAGAAUGAGGUGUUUAUGUUGAGGAAAAGCUAUUAUGUGGAUCCGCCAAAGGACUUGCCCGUGGUUGAGACGGUGCCUUCACAGGAUAGUGAGUUGACACCGAUUGGAAGACCUUCGAGUGGUGUUUAUAUGCCACGGGGUACACCGUCGAUCAAGCUGUCAGCCAGUCCAGCGCCUCCUAGAUUACCGAGAGGACGUAUGGGAUAGUGUGUCGUAUGGUCUUGUUGAGUUUCAUCGGUGUAUGCGUACUGCACUGGAUAUAUAUUGGUUGUUAGGGUCAGCGUGUGAGUUUUGGGAUAGAAUUGCUCGGAGGCUUUUGUAUGGUACAUAAUCGGCGUAUGCUACAACAUCAUUAUCGUUACUUCUCGAGCGCGUGGUCGAUGUUUUAGUUGUGUAUAUGACAUCAAGCUCGGCAUUCACAUGCGCACCUUGAGCCAGCCAUCU